Molecule: messenger RNA, 2763 nt
Organism: Rhipicephalus microplus (southern cattle tick)
Lineage: Eukaryota; Metazoa; Arthropoda; Arachnida; Ixodida; Ixodidae
Gene: Mccc1
Product: Methylcrotonoyl-CoA carboxylase 1
Cellular component (GO): mitochondrion
Molecular function (GO): metal ion binding; methylcrotonoyl-CoA carboxylase activity; ATP binding
Source: RefSeq, a predicted model, not a curated record
CAAACCUACGAUGGCCGCACACAUGCGCUGGGCUCGUCUGCAAUGCUUUAGCCAAAUCUCCCUUUCGAAAGCGAAGACAAGAUGCUGGGGUGUCCUGUACAGUCAACGUUUGUGUGCCAGCACUUCAGUGCCAGUGCAGCGGCGAUCCAUCGAGAAGAUUCUCGUUGCCAACCGGGGUGAGAUCGCCUGCCGUGUGUUUCGCUCUGCUAGAAAACUAGGCAUUCGCUCAGUGGCAGUCUUCAGCGAUGCUGACCGGAAAGCCAUGCAUGUCACCAUGGCUGAUGAAGCAUACCACAUUGGACCAGCUGCAUCCCAGGAGAGCUACUUGCGCCAAGAUCGUAUUCUGGAGGUUGCCAAGCGCAGUGGCGCGCAGGCAGUCCACCCUGGAUAUGGCUUUCUGUCGGAGAACACUGAAUUUGCCGAGCGCUGUGCUGCCGAGGGGAUUAUUUUUGUUGGGCCUCCAGCUUCGGCCAUUCGUGACAUGGGCAUCAAGAGUACAUCUAAGGCCAUCAUGUCAGCAGCCAACGUGCCUAUCAUUGAGGGUUACCACGGAGAGGAACAGUCGGAGGCAAAGCUCAAGGAAGAGGCACGUCGAAUUGGGUACCCUGUCAUGGCCAAAGCAGUGCGAGGUGGUGGAGGCAAGGGUAUGCGUAUUGUGAUGAGCGAAGAUGAGUUCGACACGCAGCUUGAGUCCGCAAAACGUGAGGCUAUGAAGUCCUUUGGUGACGAUGCCAUGCUGAUAGAGAAGUUUGUGGCUGACCCAAGGCAUGUAGAGGUGCAAGUGUUUGGAGACCAGCAUGGCAACUAUGUGUACCUUUUUGAACGAGACUGCAGUGUUCAGCGGAGGCACCAGAAAGUCAUCGAGGAAGCCCCAGCUCCCGGUGUGACUGAGGAAACUCGUCGACUGCUGGGUGAAGCAGCCGUGCGAGCAGCUCAGGCUGUGAAUUACGUGGGUGCCGGGACAGUUGAAUUCAUCAUGGACUCUCAGCAGCGCUUCUACUUUAUGGAGAUGAAUACUCGUCUCCAGGUGGAACAUCCCAUCACCGAGAUGAUCACUGGCACUGACCUGGUUGAGUGGCAAAUUAAGGUUGCCCAGGGAGAGCCACUGCCACUGCGGCAAGAGCAGCUGCGUGUCAACGGCCACUCCUUUGAAGCACGUAUCUAUGCCGAGGACCCAGACAACAACUUCAUGCCAGGUGCCGGCUCUCUUGUGUACCUUCGCACACCAACCCCCUCUGCGCAAGUGCGUAUCGACACAGGUGUACGUGAAGGGGAUGAAGUGUCUGUUCAUUAUGACCCAAUGAUCGCCAAGCUGGCAGUCUGGGGUCCCGACCGGCCUACAGCCCUGCGUCGCCUCUACCAGUCACUGUCCGAGUACACCCUCAUUGGCUUGGCCAACAACAUUUCCUUCCUGAUGCGGCUAGCAGCACACCCAGCCUUCCGCCAAGGCCUUGUGCACACCGGCUUCAUCUCUGAACACAACGAUGAGCUGUUUGUGCGUCCCGAGGUGAGCAAGCCUGUCAUCUGUGCAGCCGUGCUGUCCCUCCUGGCCCAUGAGAGGGCCGAGACACUGGGUGCCCAAGCACGUGAAAGCUUUCCAACGCUGAAUUUCACGGCCCCUUUUCGUGUUAACAGUAACUGCAAGCGGAAAGUCCAGCUGACAAGCCGAGACAAGAAGCAUGAUGUGCUGGUGACGUUCCUCGAGCCCGACUCGUACCUGAUGCGUUGUGGAGACGAAGCCUUCCAGGUGUUGGGGCGUGCUGCAAUUGAGCGUGGGGUAGCUCACGUGGAAUGCGAAGUCCAAGGCACUGACAUCAAGAUUCGCACAGUACUCCAUGACGGCACGCUUCAUGUCUUCACUGCAGACGGCGUAGAACCUAUGUCCGUGCCAACGCCGGCGUACCUUGAGAACGCUGGAGGCGCUGGUGGUACAGGCAAAAAGGGUGCAGUGGCCCCAAUGCCAGGCGUGGUUGAGAAGCUCUUCGUUAAGGAGGGAGACACCGUCUCCGAGGGUGACCCACUCGUCGUCAUGAUUGCGAUGAAAAUGGAGUAUGUCAUCAAGGCAGCCACUGCAGGUGUUGUUGAGAAGUUGCUCUACAAGGCAGGGGACAAUGUGGCCAAGAAUGCUGAACUAGUGAAGAUCAAGGCUGCCGAGAGCUGAGGAAGGCUUUCCACGAUAGCCUCGGCUGCCCUUGUGUAAUUUUAGACAUGCAUUUAUCUUGCUAUUAGCCUCUCGCAAGUGGGUCUAAACGUAAGUGUUCAACUUGUGCUUUCAAAAAUUUCGUGUUGUAUGCUGAAAUUGUAACUCUCAUGUGUUCGCUUGAUUCUUCUCCUUUCCUUUCCGUUUUACUCAAUUUCAGCGCUUUUAAUUGUGAGAUGAUUAUUUCACUGCGUAUGUUCAGCAUCUCUCCCAAGUUACGACGCAGCUCAGUGUUCGCGUUUCGCAUUCCUGAAUUUGAUUUUGAAGGUGCAGGUGUCUUUUUGAAAUUUUUUUCUGCGACUAUCACUAUCCAUUGUCACAAUAGAUUUAUAAACUGCUUGUAUGGGAGCGGGCAAGAAAAGUAUGCAAAGACAAUAUGAGAUUAACUUUGCUGAUAUAGUAUCAGUGCUGUGGAAGCUAAUGGUGUUGCAUCUUAGAAAAUUUUGUGAAGUAUUGUACUAUAUACGAAUACAUGUAUAUAUAAUAUAUAUAUAGAUAUGAAAUAUGUUGUCUGGACAUUACAAGGAGAGAGUGUGCACUUCAUUUGUUCGAAGUACUGUGCA